AUGUCGCCAGCAUUCCGUCUUCAAAUCUUAGUUCUCUCAAUAUGUCUUCUGACGGAGUUCUCGUCCCAAGGUUCAUCAAGUGAAAUCCAACGCCUUGGCAAAGGUCAUUCUCUAUAUCGCUUUGACACCUGGGCUAAACGUAAUGCUCUUGACUUAUCUUCCUGGAGGCAACUUGGAAGUAUAGAAAACUACGAUAUUGUUGCAAUUCCACGAAUAGAAGCUGAAGAAGUUGAGUCUGUUGCCAAGAGGGGGGCUUAUCUUGACCUCCCUUGGGGUUAA
Messenger RNA from Rodentolepis nana, 279 nucleotides. The record is from the annotation of a GenBank genome assembly. NCBI's taxonomy places the organism in Eukaryota, Metazoa, Platyhelminthes, Cestoda, Cyclophyllidea, Hymenolepididae.